ACUUUCACCGAAGAAGAAAAAGGCGGAAGUUAACAUCGCUUUACGGCAAAUGCGACACAAAGGACGACGACCAACAAGCCUAAUCGAGUUAAAACAUUCAAAGUGUUGAACGAGUUGGUGAAGGAGCGACUAAUGGCGGCAGCUGAGGAAAUAUGCGGGAUGUUAGAAAGAUAGAUUGCGUCGCGCGAGGAAGAAUUUGCCCAAACAAGAGAGGACGACGAACGACAACAAAUGGCUACUGCUAGCAAGACUCAAAUCGAGCUACACAUUGACGACGUCUGUGAAGAACAUCUCCCCCCUGAGCAGCAGGAGUGGAGAUGCAGGGUGGAUCAAGAGGAGCCACAGCCCCCCUACAUUAAAGAAGAAGAAGAAGAGCCUCAGCAAGUCCACAUUAAAGGAGAAGUGGAGGAGCCACGCUACACGUCCAUGAAGGAGGAAGAGGAGGAACACACUAUCAGCCGGGAAGGAGAGUAUUUUAAUGGACUGGGGGAGUUCUCAGUGAUUAGUGUCUCUGUGAAGAGUGAAGAUGAGGAAGAAAGUGAGGAGGAGCGAGAGAGGGAGCCUCCAAGCACAACAGAAGCCGAUGGAGACCACUGUGGAGGAUCACAAGCAGACAGCCUCUUAGCUCCACUAUCAGACAAUGACGACACAACAUCCCACUCUCGUGACACUGAUGAUGAAGACUCUAAAGCCGAUAACACGUGUCGCACUGACAGCACACGCUGGAAAUGUUCUGAGUGCGACAAAACUUUUGUUAACAAAGGAAAUCUGGAAAGACACUUGAGAAAUCACACAGGAGAGAAACCGUUCAUGUGCUCAGUUUGCGGCAAACGAUUCUUUCAGAAGGCACAGUUGACAGAACACACAAGAAAACACACCGGAGAGAAACCCUUUUCCUGUGCGGUGUGUGGUAUGGGUUUCACACGGAAGUUUGAGAUGAGAAUGCACACGAGAAUACACACCGGAGAGAAACCUUUUUCAUGUUCAGUGUGCGGAAUCGGUUUCAUACGGAAUCAGUAUUUGAAAGUCCACAUGAGGAUACACACGGGAGAAAGUCCGUUCGCGUGCUCGCUUUGUGGGAAACGAUUUUCUCAGAAAGUGCAUUUGACGACACAUACAAGAAUGCACACUCAAGAGAAACCUUUCUCCUGUUCCCUCUGCGGGAAAGGUUUUGUGUCAAAUCCAUAUUUGAAUAGACACAUGAGAAGGCACACCGGAGAAAAACCAUACGCCUGUUCAGUCUGCAACAAAAGCUUUUGUGAACGCACGGCACUCGCGAGGCAUGUGAAAACGCACACCGGAGAGAAACCUUUUAACUGUUCUGUUUGCGGUAAAGGAUUUGUACAAAGUCACGAUUUCAAAGUACACAUGAGAAGGCACACUGGGGAAAAACCAUACGCCUGUUCGGUCUGCAGCAAAAGCUUCUGCGAGCGAAAAGCGCUCGUAAGACACACGAGAACGCACACCGGGGAGAAAAGUUUUUUUUGUUCAGUGUGUGGGAAGGGUUUCGUAAGGAUCGAAUUUUUAAAAGCGCACACAAAAGUACACACAAGUGAGAAAGAAGAAGUGUCUCGAACAAGAGAGGAGUACGAGAGACCGCGAGAACAACAGGAGGUUUGCUCGACUGAUAUUUUUCACAGUCAAGAUGCACAGCCCCUGAUUGGGUGUCAAGGAUGUCCACAGCCCCCCAACGUUAAAGAGGAGCAAGAGGAGGAACAACUCUGGAUUGCUCAGAAGGGAGGUAUUCCUGUGAAGACCGAAGACCACGAAGAUAUCAGUGAAGAACAUCAGUGCAUUAAAGAAAAGGAGGAGAGACUAGAACUUCCCCUCCACAAUAAAGAAGAAGACAAGGAUCACAUAAUCAGUCAGGAGAGAGAGCAUCUUGAAGGACUGGCGGAAUUCCCAGUGAUCGUCGUCGCAGUGAAGACGGAAGAUGAAGACAAAGAUGAAAGUGAGGAGAAGAUAGAGGCGGAGCACAUGAAAAUAGAAGCUGAUGGAGACCACUGUGGAGGACCACAAGCAGACAACCUCUUAGCUUUACUAUCAGAUUGUGACGACCUGGCGUUUGAUGAUGAAGACUCUCAAGCUGAUCAGACAUGUCACACUGACAACACACGCUUGAAAUGCGCUCAGUGUGAUCAGACUUUUGAGCACAAGAGAGCACACACUGGAGAUGAACCAUACUUCUGCUCGAUGUGCGAUAAAAGACACUUUAAGAAGGUACAAUUCACAAUCCACACAGGAAUACCCGAUCAGGAAAAAUCUUAUACUUGUUCUCUGUGUGGUAUAGGUUUUAAACGAAAUCAGAAUUUAAAAAGACACAUGACAAUACACACUGGAGAGAAACCAUUUUCAUGUUUAAGCUGUGGCAAAAGUUUUCGUAUCCAAACAAAUCUUAAAACACACAUGAGGAUACACACAGGUGAGAAACCGUUUCCCUGUUCAGUGUGCGGUACAGGUUUUGCACGAAAUGAUCAGUUGAAACAACACAUGACAAUACACACCGAAGAAGAAAACCCCAAUUCAUGUUCAAGCUGCAACAAAAGCUUCUACGACCGAGCAAACCUUAAAAAACACAUGAGGAUACACACUGGUGAGAAACCAUUUAUAUGUUCCGUGUGUGGUACAGGUUUUGCACGAAAUGAUCAUUUGAAACAACACAUGACAAUACACACAGAAGAAGAAAACCUAUAUCCAUGUUCAAGCUGCAACAAAAGCUUUCAUUAUCGAACAAACCUUAAAAAACACAUGAGAAUACACACUGGUGAGAAACCAUAUACCUGUUCAGUGUGUGGUACAGGUUUUGGACGUAAUAGUCUUUUGAAGCAGCACAUGAGAAUCCACACUGAAGAAAAACCAUAUUCAUGUUCUAGCUGCAAUAAAUGUUUUCGUAACCAAACAAACCUUAAAAAACACAUGAGAAUACACACCGGAGAGAAACCAUAUUCAUGUUCAAGCUGCAAGAAAAGCUUUCAUGACCAAUCAAAUCUUAAAAAACACAUAAGAAUACACACAGGUGAGAAACCAUAUACCUGUUCAGUGUGUGGUACAGGUUUUGCACAUAAGAGUCAAUUAAAAACACAUGUGACAAUACACACUGGAGAAAAACCAUAUUCAUGUUCAAGUUGCAGCAAAAGCUAUUUUUACCAAACAAGCCUUGUGCGACACAUGAGGGUGCACACUGGGGAGAAACCAUUUUCCUGUUCAGUGUGCGGUACAGGUUUUGGACAAAGGAGUGCUUUAAAAAGACACAUGCAAAUACACGCUAGAGAAAAACCUUAUCCAUGUUCUGUUGUCACUAUUUUGAGUUAAGUUACAAUUUGGGCUGCACGUCGGCCAAGUGGUUAGCAUGCAGGCCUCACAGCUAGGAGACAGAGUUCAAUUCCAUCCUCGGCCAUCUCUGUGUGGAGUUUGCAUGUUCUCCCCGUGCAUGCGUGGGUUUUCUCCGGGUACUCCGGUUUCCUCCCACAUUCCAAAAACAUGCUAGGUUAAUUAGCGACUCCAAAUUGUCCUUAGGUAUGAAUGUGAGUGUGAAUGGUUGUUUGUCUAUAUGUGCCUUGUGAUUGGCUGGCGACCAGUCCAGGGUGUACCCCGCCUCUCGCCCGAAGACAGAUGGGAUAGGCUCCAUACAUAUUACUUGUGGGGAAGUGGAAAGCAGUUAUUUGAAAGUGUGUUUUAUUUUGAAGCUAGUUAACAGGAAAUGAACACUACAUGUGCUGUAAUUGAACUGCUCUCCCUCAUGCUCUGUAAAUUUCUGUCAUUAUAAAUAUAUAAAUCUGAUGGAGAAAUAUGCCAGAGACAAGAAUUCAUCGACAUCUCUAUGACGAAUAUGAAAUACAGAGGCACAGCCAGGAAUCCUGUCUGUUAUGCCUCGUUCUAAUGCAGAGGUCCGACCUGAAGACAUUGCAGGGGGCCUACAUGCGGACAACUGACUCUUGUGGUCAAUGGCGCUUGAACUCAUUCAAUUCCUGUGGAACAAAGCUGAAAGCAGGGAAAGAGCAGUUCUUCAUGCUCACUGGAAUAGAGGACAAUUUAAAGAACACAGUCCGACUUGUCAAUUGGCACAUAUUAUACAAUAUAUAUAUAUAUAUAUUUUUUUUUUAUCAUGAAACAUAUUGAAAGACAUCUUGUUUUUUAUUAUUAUUUAUUAGUAUUAAUACCUUAGUUUCUUCUAGUUAUUUUACUUUUCCCUAGGGAUUUUAUUUCUGCAAGUACCAACAGAGUGUUGGGUUGCACUGUGGAGGGUUUUAUGCAGCUUUAUAUGCACAAUCGAAGGUGGUGCUACGCUUCCGCUUGUGAAUAAUUUACUGAAACUGACAAAUCGGCUGCAAAAUAGGCUAGUUUAGCUAGUAAUCAAAAACGCUUCCCGGUCCAAAGAAACAGCUUUGAAAGUGACAAUAACAUAAUAAUAACUGAUAUUGUGUUGUGAUGGAUACGAUUUUCUAGCAGUGAUAGCCACUGCAAUUGGCUUCAUAUUCGUAUUGGUAGAUACUGCCAGAAGAUUAUAUAUAUGCAAUAUAGAUAUCAUAUCGGAAUUGGGACACCCGUUGAUAUGAUGCUGUUCUCAGAUUGAUGAAAUAAACUUUAUUACUAAAGUUUCACAGCAAAAUGUAUUUUUUAUAUCUGACAUAUUGAAAUAAAAGACAAUGAGGCACAUUUUCAGACAUACGAUAUUUACCAGGUAUUGUAUCAACAUGGGUCAAGUCUUGAGGGCAUCUGGUGGUAUACACACACUAAAGGUGACUUCUAUGAUUUGACCAUCUUUUAGCAAAAUCCGCAAAAAAAAUAUUUAUUCUCCAUUGUGUGUCAACAUGUGGGCUGUUAAACUUGUCUUAUACGAGUAACUUUUACCACAAAGCGUACAACUAAAAGGUUUCUCCCCCGUGUGUGUUCUCAUGUGUUUCACCAUGCUACUUUUGUCAUAGAAUCUUUUACCACAAGCUGAGCAACUGAAAGGUUUUUCUCCUGUGUGUGUUAUCAUAUGUGAUGCCAUGUUUGACUUUCGGGAGAACCGUUCCCCGCAAACUGAGCACCUAAAAGGUUUUUCUCCGGUGUGCGUUCUCAUGUGCGACACCAUGUUUACCUUCACAGUGAAGCUUUUACCGCAAACUGAACAACUAAAAGGUUUCUCUCCUGUGUGCGUUCUCAUGUGUUUUACCAUACUGCUAUUGUGAGAGAAUUGUUUACCACAAACGGAACAACAAAAAGGUUUUUCUCCGGUGUGCGUUCUCAUGUGCGACACAAUUGAAAACUUUUGUGAGAAUGUUAUACCGCAAACUGAGCAACUGAAGGGUUUCUCUCCAGUGUGUGUCCUCGUGUGUGCUGUCAGACUUGAUUUCUGAGUAAAACUUUUACCACACACCAAACAAGUGAAUGGUUUCUCUCCUGUGUGUAUUCUCAUAUGCAUUUUCAGAUUACUACGGUCAUUAA
Doryrhamphus excisus (bluestripe pipefish) is the source of this 5430-nucleotide messenger RNA. Lineage: Eukaryota; Metazoa; Chordata; Actinopteri; Syngnathiformes; Syngnathidae. The record is from RefSeq and is a predicted model, not a curated record.